AUGAGCAAAGAACAAAGUGGAGUUGCAAAGGCAUGGGAGGCCACCAUAAGAAAGACUCAGGCAGCCAAGAAACGAGCAAACAGCAUAUUUGGCAGCAGCUCUGUAGCCCAUGCAGAGGAUGAAACUGAAGAUGAUUAUGAUGGUAGCAAUGGAGGUGAACCUUACAUUGCAGAAAAAGUCUUGCCUAAUGGAGAUUACUAUACAGGCCAAUGGUUAGACAAUUUCCCUUGUGGGCAAGGCAAAUAUAUAUGGACAGAUGGGUGCAUGUACAUAGGGGAAUGGGAUAGAGGAAAGAAAAUGGGAAGAGGUAGAUUUAGCUGGCCUUCAGGAGCUGCUUAUGAAGGAGAUUUCAAAACUGGUUAUAUGGAUGGAAGUGGCGUUUACACAGGGCCUAGUGGUGAUACUUAUAAAGGACAAUGGGUUAUGAACCUCAAGCAUGGCCAUGGAGUGAAGAACUUCGCCAAUGGAGAUGUGUAUGAUGGCGAAUGGCGGCGAGGAUUGCAGGAGGGACAUGGAAAAUAUGAGUGGACAAAUGGUAACAAUUAUAUUGGAGAUUGGAAGAAUGGAACCAUUUGUGGUAAAGGGACUUUUGUGUGGACUAAUGGAAAUAGAUAUGAUGGGAAUUGGGAAGAUGGUGUGCCUAAAGGAAAUGGAACAUUCAAAUGGCCUGAUGGAUCUUUUUACGUAGGGAACUGGAGCAAGGAUCCUAGUGAUCAAAAUGGGAGUUAUUAUCCUUCAGGAUCAUCCAUAGAACAGAAUCUUGAAUGGAAUCCUCAAGAUGUGUAUGAGAUGUAUUUGUCUGAAUCCCAGAUUUGUCCUGGUGAGAAGCUUUCAAUCUUGCCCUCACAGAAGAAGCUUGCAGUUUGUGCUUCAUCGAAAACUGAUGGUGAUAAGAAUAGGAGGAUGUCUGUUGAUGGGAGGUCAAGUGUAGGCAUAGAAAAGCCAUUUGAUAGGAUGAAUUUGUUGGAUGGAGAAGAUGGUUAUGUAAGUGAUGGGAAAACUAUGGAAGCUGAUUUGUUAGGGUUACAUGUAGAAGAAAGCAUUCCAAAAUGCCUUCCAAUGAAGAUACCAAAAAUUGUGAAGAGACAAGGAGAUACAAUAAGCAAAGGUCAUAAGAAUUAUGACCUCAUGCUCAAUCUGCAACUGGGAAUCAGGCAUGCUGUUGGAAGAACACCUCCAGUUACAUCCCUUGAUUUGAAGCCUUCAGCUUUUGACCCUAAAGAGAAAGUAUGGACAAGAUUUCCUUCAGAAGGAACUAAAAAUACUCCACCUCACCAGUCUCCUGAAUUUAAAUGGAAGGACUACUGCCCACUAGUUUUCAGGACUCUAAGGAAGCUAUUCAAAGUUGAUGCAGCUGAUUACAUGCUGUCUAUUUGUGGUAAUGAAGCAUUACGUGAACUCUCCUCUCCUGGAAAAAGUGGUAGCUUCUUUUACUUGACUAAUGAUGAUAAAUAUAUGAUAAAGACAAUGAAGAAAGCAGAAGUAAAAGUGCUUAUAAGAAUGCUUGCUGCCUAUUACAACCAUGUUAGAUCCUUUGAGAAUACGUUAGUGACCAAAUUUUUUGGUCUGCAUUGUGUGAAGUUAACUGGUGCUACCCAAAAGAAGGUACGCUUCAUCAUUAUGGGGAAUCUCUUCUGCUCCGAGUACAUCAUCCAUAGACGUUUCGACUUGAAAGGAUCUUCCCUCGGUCGAAUAACAGAUAAACCAGAAUCAGAGAUUGAAUCAACAACUAUCCUUAAAGAUUUAGAUCUAAAUUUCAUUUUUAGACUACAGAAAGCUUGGUUUCAAGAGUUUUGCAGGCAAGUAGAUAGAGAUUGUGAAUUUCUUGAACAGGAGAGGAUAAUGGACUAUAGCUUGCUGGUGGGUCUUCAUUUUAGAGAAGUAUCAACAAAUGGGGAUCUGAUUCCUUCAAACAACUGCAUGUUAAGUUUUCUCACUGCAGGUGAGAUUGAGAACGAUUCAGGCCCACGCCUUUCAAGAGCAGAUCUAGAUCAACUUCUCUUAGACCCAGCCAGGUGGGCUCGUAUUAGAUUGGGAGUAAAUAUGCCAGCAAGAGUAGAAAGAACAAUGAGAAAAAGUGACUGUGAAACUCAACUUAUAGGAGAACCAACAGGAGAGUAUUAUGAUGUGAUAAUGUUUUUUGGUAUCAUAGACAUUCUUCAAGACUAUGACAUUAGCAAGAAGCUUGAGCAUGCUUACAAAUCCAUCCAAUAUGAUCCUACUUCAAUAUCAGCUGUGGAUCCUAAGCAAUACUCAAGACGCUUCCGUGACUUCAUAUUCAACAUUUUUACAGAAGAAACUCUUGAAGUGUGA
This is a messenger RNA of Manihot esculenta (cassava), 2313 nucleotides long. RefSeq names its product phosphatidylinositol 4-phosphate 5-kinase 4. The record is from RefSeq and is a predicted model, not a curated record. NCBI's taxonomy places the organism in Eukaryota, Viridiplantae, Streptophyta, Magnoliopsida, Malpighiales, Euphorbiaceae. Bases 1 to 2313 code for a protein of 770 amino acids. Gene Ontology annotation, biological process: phosphatidylinositol metabolic process. Gene Ontology annotation, molecular function: ATP binding; 1-phosphatidylinositol-4-phosphate 5-kinase activity. The transcript is spliced from 8 exons.